AUGAUUGUGAACAGCAAAGUAGGUGAAGAAGCAGGUGAAGAAGAGAUUUGGAACAAUGAGUUUGUUUCCUGGAAUCCCUCAGAUUUCUGUAAUAUUACCAGAAUCAGCCUUCCUGUAAACCUUUUCUGGAUGCCUGACGUCUACAUAGAUGAACGGGCUGAUGAAGACAAAUUCACAUCCAGCCCCUAUGUUGACUUGUCAUACAAUGGUACUGUUUGUGCAUUCCAAGUAUAUCGACUCACCUCAACUUGCAAUCUGGAUGUCCAUGCAUUUCCUUUCGAUGAACAAAAAUGCAAUUUAACUUUGAUGUCUUCGAUGCAUUCAGAUAAGCAAAUAUUAAUGAAGAACAUUAAAAGUUCCAAAAAGACAAACCAAGAUAGUCGUGAGAAUUACCUCAUAAAGGGUGAAUGGAAAUUUGAAAAACUGAGCAUCGUGGAGGAAACAAUUCCUUAUAAGAUGAACUUCAGUACAGUCACAUAUGAGAUUUCAAUGAAAAGGAGGUCGAUUUUUCACGUGCUAGUUCUGAUCGUACCAACCUUCACUCUCUUUUUGCUAGAUACGGCUAUUUCUUUUACAGUUGUUUCUCCUGGAGAUAUGAUUGCCUUCAAAGUCACACUGAUCCUGGAAACUUCUGUCCUGUCAUUGAUCCUUAAUGAAAUGCUGCCAGCUACAUCAGAUGACCCACCUGUUAUAGUGAUGUAUUUCACUGGCAUAUUCAUGUUUAUGGUGCUUGGAAUCCUGGAGAACUUCCUGAUGAUGUAUCUCAAUGAGAAGAAACCAACUUUCCUUUUCUUCAAGGACAGGAAAUGUAUGAGCAGGUUCUGGAGAAAGAAAACAGUGGACCCUGUGAUUAUUCCAGCAGGAAAUGUGACAGAUGAGACAUCCAUGGAGAACAAGCAGAUCAAUGAAGGUACCUUGCCAGAAACAGAUAAUGCAAACAGCUUGGUGCUUCUAAAACGACUGAGUGUGGAACUGCAGCAGAUCAGAAAACAUCUGGUUUUAGAAGGACACCAGGAUGAACCAGUCCUCCAGGAUAAAACUUUUUACCGCAAGUAA
This is a messenger RNA of Sphaerodactylus townsendi, 1056 nucleotides long. RefSeq names its product 5-hydroxytryptamine receptor 3A-like. Lineage: Eukaryota; Metazoa; Chordata; Lepidosauria; Squamata; Sphaerodactylidae. The coding region runs from base 1 to 1056 and encodes 351 amino acids. Gene Ontology annotation, molecular function: neurotransmitter receptor activity; transmembrane signaling receptor activity; extracellular ligand-gated monoatomic ion channel activity. Gene Ontology annotation, cellular component: neuron projection; synapse; membrane. Gene Ontology annotation, biological process: signal transduction; nervous system process; chemical synaptic transmission. The record is from RefSeq and is a predicted model, not a curated record. The transcript has 8 exons.